Spodoptera frugiperda (fall armyworm) is the source of this 3992-nucleotide messenger RNA. Its product is annotated as nucleolar protein dao-5-like. NCBI's taxonomy places the organism in Eukaryota, Metazoa, Arthropoda, Insecta, Lepidoptera, Noctuidae. Bases 153 to 1748 code for a protein of 531 amino acids. The record is from RefSeq and is a predicted model, not a curated record. The transcript is spliced from 11 exons.
GAUCUAUGGAACGCGCAUAAUUUAUUGAUUUUGAGGUUAUUUCCGACCUCAUAAAAUAAUUUUACGUUUAUCGAAUGAAAUUAUGUUAUUUUCAUGUUUGUAAGUGUUAAAUUAAGUUACGGUUUAUUAUUUUGUUUUAAUUUGUGUUUAUAAUGUCUGAUGUUGAAGAACCACCGACGAAAAUGUCGAAAUUUGAAGAGGAAGAAUAUUUAGAGCCGGAGGGAGAGGAGGCCUUGGAAGAAGGCUUGGAGGAGGGUCAGGAGGAGUGGCUGAGUGAGGGAGUGCUUACUGAUGAUGACUAUGUUCAAACUACUCAACAAGACCAAGAAAAGCCCGAUAUAUCAAUGGACACAACGCAAGAUACCCUCGAGGAACACGACACUCUAGUGACUCUGGACGGAGUGGUCACUAACGUGGUUACCAUGGCAACCGAGGGUGAACAGAAAGAUAACAAUACUACCGGGAAUAUAGAGGAACAGCUGAAUAAUCUGGAGAGCUCACAAAAUGGGGACGAAUUGAACGAUGAGUUGGAUACUUUUUUGAUCAGAAAAAAUGAUGGUCUUUUAAAAGAAUUUAAAGAGAAUAAGGAAGAAUCCAAUGCGAGCGUGGACAAGCAACCGGAAGACGACGGGAAUGACACCGACGACUUACUACGCUUGUUAGGGGAAGAUGAUCAGAAAAUUAAGAAAAAAACUCUUAAGGUGGUGAAGAGUCAGAAGGUGGAUGACCAGGGAUCCAGCGAUGAUGAUGACUUCGUUUAUGAGCGCAGCCAAGUGAAGACGCUGAAACUAGCGAAGAAUGCUUUAAUAAAGCGGCCGGCUACGAAGGCAGUGCCCGAGGAUAUGAGCGAUGGAGACGACGAGAGUGACCAGUCCUCAGAUGAAGGGUCCACAGUGCAACGCAUGUUCGAAGUGAAGACACCGACAUCUGGUGGCGCGAAACCGGAACCACAGAAGAAAAUAGUCAAACAUAUCGUCCACAUGAAUAAUAGCGGUAAUAAGAGUCAAAAACAAGACGAAAAACAACAAAAAACAUACACACAACAAAAACCUCAGCCAAAACCGAAUUUCGUGGCGCAAAAACCGAAUCUAACUCAAAAACUAUCGUCCACACCGAAACCUGGUAUCGGUGCGCAAAAACCGAUACUGAAAACGCCGAAACCGAUACCGCAAUUGUUGUCGAAACUGACUAAAUCGGUGGAGAUUAAGACACCGGCGCCGUUUACCCCGUUGGAUAGAAGUUCAAAGGAACAACGAUUGAAAGCAGGGUCGAAGGAUGAGAGUCAGAAACAUGAUGAGUUUGAUGAUAUAAUUGAUGAAGAAGAGUUUUUAGAAGAAGAUGAAUUUGACUUGGAUGAGGAGGAGUUUGCAGAAGAAUCAGAAGGCGACACAUCGAAGAAGCAACGCAUCAUGAAGCCAGAGGUGAUGGAUGAAGAGGUCCCCAGCGAUGCGGAGAGCAGAUCCGAAGAUGGGAGCCUUUACGAUGAACUACCCUCGUCGGACUCCGAAGACCUGGACGAUUGGUUUACCCUGGACAUACGGGCUGAAAGGGCUGGUGAUUACUUACCGUUAUUAGGUACAAAAGCGAAAGAACUAUUGCUAGCAGAGCGCCGCCGCGUCAGUUCUCGCGUGGCGACAUUACGCCAGAGUCUAUCAGCGCUGACAGACAGCGCGCGUCGCCAGGCGGACCAGCUGCGCGCCGCUGCCAUGGCCCUCGCCGAGAUCGAUGACACCCUGCGAGCUGCCUGACCUGAAUAUGACAGCCCCUGACUGUCCCCCACUGGACUUUGGGCACCCCCCCUACGUAAAAGGGGGUUGGUAUGUCAAUGUAUGCUGUAAAUCGGGCUCCUCUGCGUAAGAGGGGUUGAUAUGUCAAUAUAUCCUAUAUAUGGACGGGGGGUCCCCUACAUAAGAGGGGGUUUGAUAUGUUAAUAUAUGCUGUAAAUCGGGCCUCCCUGUGUAAGAGGGGUUUGAUAUAACAAUAUAUUCUGUAAAUCAGCCCCCCUACGUAAGAGGGGUUUGAUAUGUCAAUAUAUUCUGUAAAUCAGGCCCCCUAAGUAAGAGGGGUUUGAUAUAACAAUGUAUUCUGUAAAUCGAGCCCCCUAAGUAAGAGGGGAUUGAUAUAUCAAUGUAUGCUGUAAAUCGGGCCCCCCUACAUAAGAGGGGAUUGCUAUAUCAAUAUAUCGACGGUUAAAAGGAAAUAGGGUAUAAGCGACAAAAAAUGAAAUGUUCAGGAGAGCCGUUUAAACUCGUCGGUCGUCGAAAGAAUACUAGGAAAAUUAUUUUUUUUGCUAGGGUAUAAACGCCAAAAAUGUCAUCGUAGAGCCAUGAGAGUAAGCGCAUUCGAAAGAGCGGAAAAUUUUACGUAGGAUAGCAUAAUAAACUCUUUUUUGACCAAAAUGUCGCUUAUACCCUAUUUCCUUUUAACCGUCGAUAUGCUGUAAAUGGGCCACUACUGACCAAAGGCCUCUUCUCACACGGAGAAGGUUUGAGCAUUAAUCACCUCGCUUGCUCAAUGCCGAUUGGGGAUUUUAAAGUUAUAAUUAGAAAUUACUAGCAAACCCGGCGAACUCCGUUUCGCCACUAAUGCUUUUCCCUAUUUUCCUGCUCUACUCUUGAAUUUUUCUUGAAUAUCCUUAAAAGCUAUAAACCUCACGGAGCCCGAGACCUUUCCAACGAAAGCAAAACCGUGGAAAUCGGUUUGUGCGUUCUGGAGUUAUAGCGUCAGGAAGGAAAACACGGCUUAUUUUUAUAUUAUAGAUGAGCCCAGGUUUCCUCACGAUGUUUUUCUUCACCGUUUAUUAGUGAUAUAUAUUAAAAAGGACCGGAGGUUUAAGACGUCCGCUUCUCAUGCAUGAGAGUGCCGGUUCGAAACCUACCAACGGCAAGUACCAUUGUGACUUUAUCCGAGUUAUAUGUACUUUCUAAGAUUAUUUAGACACCACUGACAAACGGUGAAGGAAAACAUCGCGAGGAAACCUGGGCUUAUAAUUUCUAAUUAUAAGUUUGAAAUCGCUCACCCGCAUUGAGCAAGCGUGGUGAUUAAUGCUCAAACCUUCUCCGUGUGAGAAGAGGCCUUUGGUCAGCAGUGGACACUUAUAGGUUGAUGAUGAUGAGUGUUUUAUGUAAUAUGUGCACUUCUGUCUACCCCUUCGGGGAUAAAAAGGCGUGGUGAUUAAUUCCUUCAAAUUAAUUUGAAUAUUAGCACCGAAUUAUGUUGUUUUACAUAUUAUCUGGUAUAGAAACCAUUGCUAUGUUUUUUAAUUGGCAAUUUGUUACUAAGCUAGCUUGCCUCUAUUGUAAUUAAAAUUAUCUUUAUCGACUUACGCCCGAACACUCAAACGCUACUCAAUUUUAAGACGCUCUCAAAUGUAGUUCUGUCACUAUCAAUUCUUUAUAAAAUGACAGAGAUAGCACGAUAUUUAAGUACAACUUAAAAUUGAGUAGCGUUCCAGUAUUCGGGCGUAAGCCGAUAACAUAAUUAAUUUAAUAUGUUUCAUGAACGUUAUAAAUUCAUUAUAAUAUGGACAAUUGUACACGAUUUGCUGUCUGUUUAUAAUAUCCUGUCCGAUUUGAAAUUGUAUUUAUAUGUAAUGUAUCUUUAUGAGUUUAUAAAUGUUUAUCUUUUUUGUAUCUUUCUUACCUUUAUCUUCUUACUAGUCAAAGUCAAAAUAAUUAAUUUCAAUUAGACCAGGAAGUAAACAUUUUUUCCUCACGUUUUAAACUUUCCCUAGAUCUCUACAAAUAAUUCAAGACCAAAAUAAGCCAAAUUGGUCCAGCCGUUCUCGAGUUUUAGCGAGACUAACGAAUAGCAAUUGAUUUUUAUAUAUAAAAACAAAGAAGAUUCAUUAUAUUAUAUACACCCUUUUCGAAUCGGACAAAGCUUUAUAUAAUAAGUUGUCAUAAAAACUUAAUUUUAAUUAAAUAUAAGUUAAUUAUAUAAGUCUUGUACAUACAAUAUUAUGAAAUAAAGUACUUAGUUGGUAAAUUGAA